Molecule: messenger RNA, 1847 nt
Organism: Electrophorus electricus (electric eel)
Lineage: Eukaryota; Metazoa; Chordata; Actinopteri; Gymnotiformes; Gymnotidae
Gene: cib2
Product: calcium and integrin binding family member 2
Biological process (GO): calcium ion homeostasis
Cellular component (GO): cell periphery; cytoplasm; stereocilium
Molecular function (GO): magnesium ion binding; calcium ion binding
Source: RefSeq, a predicted model, not a curated record
GAGUGAGUGAGCAGGCUGUGGGCUAUUCUGCUAUUCAUGACCCCCUACAUUUAAGCAGCGGAGGAACCUCGAUCACGUUGCACUCAAGUAUUUAUGGAGAGUGUUAUCUGCAUUUCAAACACCCAUAAGUAAGUCGGAGUUCUGAAAUUCUAUACGUGGUCACAGUUUUCUCGUUUGGCCACAUCGUAUACAUGCCAUAAAUGCCUAGAAAACAAAGGAUUCCUCUAACUUCCAAUGUGAUGCAUCUGUCCAAGAGGAAAAUUACUCGACUAAGAUGGGUAAUAAGCAAACGAUAUUUACUGAUGAACAGUUAGACGCCUACCAGGAUUGCACCUUUUUCACACGUAAGGAAAUCCUUCGGUUACAUGGACGAUUCCAUGAACUGGCUCCACAUUUAGUUCCCAUGGACUACACAGAUGACCCUGAUGUUAAAAUACCUUUAACUCUCAUAGUCAACAUGCCAGAACUGAAGGAAAACCCAUUCCGGAAUAGGAUUGUAGAGUCCUUCUCUGAGGAUGGCCUGGGGAACCUCAGCUUUAAUGACUUUGUGGACAUGUUCUCAGUUCUGAGUGAGAUGGCCCCCAGAGAGCUAAAGGCUAUUUAUGCUUUCAAAAUAUACGAUUUCAAUGUGGAUAAUUAUAUCUGCAAAGAGGACCUUGAGAAGACUCUGAACAAGCUGACAAAGGAGGAGCUAACUCCAGAGGAAGUGAACUUGGUGUGUGAGAAGGCAAUUGAGGAGGCCGACCUGGAUGGAGACAGCAAGCUCUCCUUUGCUGAUUUUGAAAACAUGAUCUCCAGAGCGCCUGACUUUUUAAGCACUUUCCAUAUACGAAUCUGAGAAAGCUUCAACUUCAUUGGGAAAUUCCUCAGUUGAACUUAUUUGGAGUCCAACUUAAUUACAACUUGAAGCCCUCCUGCAAACUUUGGAAACAUAGAGGCCAUUGUGGUGCCUGUCUGCUACAGCGCUGAAGAGUGCUUGCCUGGUCCUGUUCAAACAGUGGUCACUUGCUGGCAAAGCAGGAUUUUGGCUCUCGUUGGCUAUAUCUACCUUUUUUUGCUGUUUUCUGAGGAAGCACAUUUUACAUAGCGGAGGGCUAACAAAAUAUCACAAUGCAUGACUAUUUUUUUCUCACUGGAAAAGCUCUACCAAUAGCUCAGAUUUUCAGAAGGGAUAACAAAGCUUGCCUGACAGACCUGCCACAUGUCUCAUUUACCCAUGUGGUUUUUGAGGAAGGAUGCACCAAAAGGUGGACUGCUCUAAUGGUCUUACACUUCUUUCUUCGUCAGUCUUACAAUGUCCACGGCAGAAACAGACACACUUCAGAUGGACUCUACUCCUGACGUCUUCUCUCAUUUAGGGCUGCUAAAGAUAUAUAUAUAUAUAUAUAUGGUGUGGACAUGGACAGAAGACAUGAGAGGGAGAGAAAGAGAAAGCACAUGAAAGAGGGCUAAAAGCACAGCACUGGCAUCACAGUCAAAAAACUGUUAUACAGCUAUGCAAUCUUUCACUAUGAAAUGCAUGAGUUAAGCCUACAUUAGAUUCACCCCCACUAUAAAUUGCUUUUGCAGUGUCUAAUUCUGUUUGUCUUUUAUUGCUUAUAGGACUGGAGCAUGACGACAAUCAUAUCAAACUGUUCUCCAGUUGAUCGAAGGGCUCUCUCACCUUGUCUUAUAUUCAGCUAUUUGUAAUCCUUGCAUUUUACUGUGCUCUUAUUUAGGCUACUCUCCUCCUGUAUAAAUUUCACCUGUUCGUGUACGUUGUCUAUUAAUGUCAGCCCUUUUCAGUAUUUCAUGUCAUAGAGGGCAUUUGACUUAAAUUUGAAUAAAUUAUUUUCUGUUGUUUGUCA